Molecule: messenger RNA, 1307 nt
Organism: Hymenoscyphus albidus
Lineage: Eukaryota; Fungi; Ascomycota; Leotiomycetes; Helotiales; Helotiaceae
Source: the annotation of a GenBank genome assembly
AUGUCACGCUUUGGAGGCAAGAAUUUUGGGACCAAGAAUCCAUACGAUGCGUUGAUGGAAGGCGCAGAAGACGACAAGGAAACCGCGGAAGACGAAACCCCACCAGCCAAAAAGCCGAGAUUCGAAAAGCCGAAAGUCAAGGCACCCCAGCCCCCGCCAACCCCCGCCGCAAUAACCAAACCGCCCCCAAAAGUAAAAGAUGGAGGAAAGAAGAUAACAGCCAAGGGAGACGAGGGACAAAAGGAAGAAACUAAAGGCCCCGUCGUGUUGACGAGGCCUGAAGGCCAAAACCCAGGAAUCGGCUCAAAUGCCGUCCGACAUUAUGUUGGCCAGGGUAAUAUGGGCGUCAUUAUCGAUGGGCGGCUGGACGAGAAGGAUGGGCACACAGGACCAGCAAACGACCAAGAGACCCUUCUCAUUCUCAGUGACUUUUUAACAGCUGUCAAAAUGGGAACUACUGUACGCUUGCCCCAGUUGUUAAGAGAAAUGGCAAUGCUCACACAAUUCUAGGGCGAUUACCUACUUUAUGGCUAUAGUACCAAUAGAUUGGAGUUAAAGAAAGAUAGAAAGAGGGUAAUGCAAAAUGCAGCUGUUCUCAAGUUGGCUAAGACAGAUUUAUUAUACGUCAGUGACGGAGGGCACUUCCACAGGGCUCAACCAGAUAUUGACAACAAGUCAAGAGAUAGGACUAGUCACACAACUGUCACGUUAAUGGAUAGAAAAUCAAUGAGAAAUACCCAACCAGGCAAGGAGUAUUAUACACAAUUACAGGUUCAUAUUUAUAUUAAUGAAGACACUGGAAAAUACAGGGGAUAUUGCGUAGUUAUAGAAAGGGAGGCACUCCAGGUUGGGCGCAAGACCGAAAUGUUAGAAGGUGGCUACGAUACGAAGAAAGAGGAGAACAAUUCGAAGAAACACUCAAUCUUGUAUCUCCGUAUCAUCUUGAGCCUCCACCUCCCCCCCAAACGUCCAGCCAACUCACUACUGCCUCUGGAUCAUCGGGCCAGCGCGCUGUUUCUUCCGGAUCGUCUGGUCAGCCUCCUACUUCCUCCGAGUCGACUAACCUAGGCACCAAGAGGACUUUCGGGGGAACUUAUAAGCCUCCUGGGGCAAGGACAGCCGGUACUAAAGACACAGUUGAGAGGACUCCUACGAAAUUCGCAGGAACGGGGGCUUAUGUACCUCCUGGCCGCCGGGCGACCAAUACCCCACAACAAGGUUCAGGAAGCGAGGCUCCUAGGAUAACGGGAGAUAGAUGGGCAAAAUUGGGAGACAAGAGAAGGACUUUUGGAAGCGGGAAAAAGUAA